This is a messenger RNA of Peronospora belbahrii, 2112 nucleotides long. Lineage: Eukaryota; Oomycota; Peronosporomycetes; Peronosporales; Peronosporaceae. The record is from the annotation of a GenBank genome assembly.
AUGACCAUGACAAUGCUUUCUUCUACUGAUGUGAUUAAGGAAGUGACGACAUGUCGACACGUGAAGUACGCGUUUGAAUUGCAAUUGGCGACACGUGAACAACGCACAGAUAUGAUGGACACUAAUGAGAGAGAGGAACAAGAUGAUGUACAGGUACUUCGACUUGCUGCAGAAGAUGAACGGACAUAUGUCAAGUGGUUACACACGUUGAAUGCGUGUAUUAGCACGCUUCUUGUGCAGGAGAAACAAUGUCGACGCAAAGAGACGUUGACAAGGUGGACAGAAGCUGCUAGGAUCGUGCCAUUGGGUGCAGAUGAAGGACGUCGGACGAAGAGAUUGGUCACGGGUGCGCGUGAACAAAACGGUCACGAUCGGAGUCAUACCAGCAGUGAAUGCAGUAGCAACGAUCAUAGUGAAGGAGAACUCCUGGCUGAAGAGAUUCGAACUGCGAAAAAGGACGUUGCAGCUGAGGAUGAAGACGAACUAAAAUCAGCUUUGUGUGAUCUCGAGACAAGAACGCAAGUAGUUCCGAUUGUUGCAAUGGGAGGAAUGCCAGAUCAAUCCGCUGACGGAUAUUGCUGCACGCCCGAAUAUCGGCCGAACGAGUUGGUAGAACCGCAGGACAUGUAUUCUGACAACAAUGCAGAGGAUGAGAAGGCAGAUAACAAGGACGAUAACAACCAGAAUGACGAUGAUUUUGAAGACGACUUUGACGGAGGUGAUCUUGCCACGCAGAGUUCUGUGGCGCCGUAUAAAAGCGCUGUUUUGGGAGGAAAGGGAGUCUCUUCUUACCAAAGACUAGUUCAGGAAUACGAAUACACGAAAAUCAGCUCAAGAUCAACUGUAGAAUCAGCAGACAAUGGAAAUAGACGGCUUCCUCGCGCCGCUUUUGGAACCACUAGCAGCAGUUUGAGUUUUUUCCCGAUGUUGCGACCGCAGACGCACUCUUUUAACGCAAAUGGGCAGGUAUUUACCUUGGAUACGCGUUAUCAGCUUGUUAAGCCGAUUGGGAAUGGAGCCUAUGGUGCUGUAAUUGCAGUCAAGGACGUUGUUACCGGCGGUGACCACUUAGCUGUCAAGAAAAUUACUAAUAUUUUCGAAGACCUGGUGGAUGCAAAGCGGAUAUUGCGCGAGGUUCGGCUGCUGGCUCACUUCAAACAUAAGAACAUCACUCGGCUGCUGGAUUUAUCGCCUCCUCCUUCUCGCAAACAUUUUGACGAUAUGUAUAUUAUUACGGAGCUCAUGGAGACUGACCUUUACCAGGUCAUUUACUCUUUACAACCAAUGUCAGACGACCAUGUCAAGUACUUUUUGUAUCAAAUGCUCUGUGCGCUGCACCAUAUUCACUCGGCAGGUGUCCUGCACCGUGACGUAAAGCCUAGUAACAUUUUGUUGAAUGCGAAUUGUGACCUCAAGAUGUGCGACUUUGGACUCGCUCGUGGAGGAGUUCAAUUACCAACAGGAGGACAGCAGGAUGCUUUUCAGGUAGGCGAACUGACAGAGUACGUUGUCACGCGGUGGUAUCGUGCGCCCGAGAUUAUGUUGAACUGCCUUAAUUAUACGACUGCUAUUGAUGUUUGGGCGGCGGGCUGUAUCUUUGCAGAAAUGUUGUUGCGAGAACCAUUAUUCCCUGGAAAUGAUUAUUUGCACCAGCUUAAGCUCAUUAUCAAGUUUUUGGGCACUCCAAAACAGGAGGACAUUGGUUUUGUGAAGAACACGAAGGCUUUGCGUUUUCUCACCAAGCUAGCAAUUUCGAAACCAAAGAAAUGGCAGGACGUAUUUGCAGAAGUUAGCGCUGAACAUUCGGCAAGCUCGGAUGCUAUCGAUCUAUUGAGCAAAAUGCUUCUCUUCAACCCAGACAAGCGCAUUUCGGUCGACGCUGCAUUGCGGCACCCUUAUUUGGCUCCAUUUUUUGACGAAAACGACCUGGUGGUCUCUCGGUCAUUUGACUUUUCGUUUGAUAUGCCCGACGAGAAGCUGUCAAAGGAUGCUAUCAUUGAUCUACUGUGCGAAGAUAUCGAAAAAUUCCACCCACCAGAGCCACUGUCAGUCACUCCUGUACCAUUGAGCUCCGCCGCUAGCCGUUUUUUUCGAAUGGGAAUGACUGCGUGA